Molecule: messenger RNA, 5199 nt
Organism: Pteronotus mesoamericanus
Lineage: Eukaryota; Metazoa; Chordata; Mammalia; Chiroptera; Mormoopidae
Gene: UNC119B
Product: unc-119 lipid binding chaperone B
Exons: 5
Coding region: 12-767 (251 amino acids)
Biological process (GO): cilium assembly; lipoprotein transport; nervous system development
Cellular component (GO): cilium
Molecular function (GO): lipid binding
Source: RefSeq, a predicted model, not a curated record
GCGGCGGAGCGAUGAGCGGGUCGAACCCGAAGGCGGCGGGCGCGGGGUCGACGGCUGGGGCCCGAGGGCUGGUGGCUGGCAAAGACGAUAAGAAGAAGGCGGGCGGCGGCGUCCUGAAUCGGCUCAAGGCGCGGCGGCAGGCGCCUCACUACGCAGCCGACGACGGCCUCGGGGCAGCGGUCACGGAGCAGGAGCUGCUGGCCCUGGACGCCAUCCGGCCCGAGCACGUCCUGCGCCUCAGCCGGGUCACCGAGAAUUAUUUAUGUAAACCUGAAGACAACAUCUACAGUAUUGAUUUCACCCGCUUCAAAAUUCGAGAUUUGGAGACAGGGACAGUGCUUUUUGAGAUUGCCAAACCAUGUGUUUCAGACCAAGAGGAGGAGGAAGAGGAGGAAGGUGGAGAUGUGGAUAUCAGUGCAGGACGUUUCGUCCGAUAUCAGUUCACACCAGCAUUCCUCCGGCUCCGGACAGUCGGGGCUACGGUGGAGUUCACUGUGGGAGACAAACCUGUGUCAAACUUCCGGAUGAUCGAACGGCACUAUUUCCGGGAGCGCUUGCUGAAAAACUUUGACUUUGAUUUCGGCUUCUGCAUCCCCAGCAGCAGGAACACUUGUGAACAUAUCUAUGAGUUUCCCCAGCUUUCUGAGGAUGUCAUUCGCCUGAUGAUUGAAAAUCCCUACGAGACCCGUUCUGACAGCUUCUACUUUGUUGACAACAAGCUGAUCAUGCACAACAAGGCUGAUUACGCCUAUAAUGGAGGCCAGUAACGGCUGUGGGACUGGACAGGGGAGGUGCUUCGUUGCAGCCCAUGGUCCUGGCACACGGAAGUGGUUAAAGCUGCUGUAUGUCAACACACACCUGGACCCUGUUCCCAGGAAGCCAAGGCUGGGGUGGCAGUUUCCUGUGCUCCAAGAGAGGUGCCAAGCAGUGCUGCUUGUCCUUCCCCAGUAUUUUUCUUCCCUUUCUCCUGCCCCUUAGGUCACAGAGGUACUAUAUAGUAAAGUAAAAGAUUAGGAUAGGGCUCCUGGAAUCCAGAUAAAAAGGGAAGUUUAUUUUCAUGUAGUCAUAGCUGCUGUCUGGUUGUCCUGACGAGCCUGGGUCUCUGUGUCCGGGUGAGGAGGCUCUGGCUGACCUCCCUGCAGGUUCAUCGCUCUUCUGUAGGCCCCUGCGUGCCGUGGGAAGCGGCAAGGUCAGCCUCUCCCAGGCAUCUCCUCUUAUUUCCAGUGUUGCCAUCAGCACAAUCUGACCUCAGCCUGUGCGUAGUUGUAAACCAAGUGGAAAGAAACUUGAAAAGGGUUGAGGAGAGGAGUGGUACCAACAGGUGAGGCACUCUGGCUGGGUGAGGCUGCCCGGACUGAAAGAUCCGUUUUCUGGAGAGGCCUGCUUAUCUGUCUGACUUCCACAAUCCCGGCCUGUCCCCCUGGGGCUCCAGCAAGGUUGCAGCCAGGCAGUGCCUUCCUGUGCUCGUCCUGGAGGAGAAAUGAGCUUGCUCUGAUUCUCUUGGCUCCUAACUUUUGAGCAUCUUUUGAAAUAGAAUGUGUCGGUUUUGCUCUUGGAACAGUAGUAUCUCUCAAGGCCAGAGCAGAAGUCAUUGUAUUUUUUUUUUUUUUGAGAUUUUCAGGCUUCCUUUUGGGAGGUUUUAUAAAAUGUCAGUGGUGUUCCCAGAGUGUGUGACGUGCAGUUAGACUUCUGAUAGUACAGUUCAGGCUCUCAGGGUGAAUCUGGCUCAAGUCGGGGCUGGUAUAGUUGUGAACCGGCAGCUGCGUAAAGGAGGCAUUUUUCUCUGCACAGCAUCACCUGAAGGAUUGGUUUUUGACAGUUUUGCCUCUAAAACUUUGUAGAUUUCUUCCUUAAGAGGAUUUUUCUAUCUGCCUUUCUACUGAAGCAGUUUAUGGAAACAUCCUGGCAGGUCAGAUCUAAAUAGUGCAUAUCUGAUCCUUCCAAACGUUUUGGGUGUGAGGCCCUCAGCCUAUCUCAGCUGUUUGAAUCAAAGCCUUCCUUGCACAGCCUACCACUUUUAUCCUCAAGCCCUCAUUGGGUAGACCCUCACCUCCUCUCCCAGAGGUUGUCUGACUGUGUUGGCUUUAGGCGGUCAGCCCAAACCCCCUGAAGAUUGUUGCUGUGGCCAGGAUUUAGCAUUGAUAGGAAGGUAUCAAUAACUGUAGGAAGGUCCUAGGUAUGUGGUAAUAGUCACUGUUGCCAAUAUAGUGACAGUGACAGGAGAGCUGUUUCUCAAAAUGCUUGGGAGGAAGGCCGUGUGGGGCCAGGGAAAGAAGGGCCAGCACUUGGCCACAGAGCCCCUGUAUGUUCACUGACCAGUGUUGCUUCUGGUUUGGAUUCUAGAACGUGAGUGGUCUUGAACCUCAGCCCAGUGCUUUGAGCCAGGCCAGAGCCUGGGCUGCGCCAAGUGCUGAUGGCUUUCUCAGUGAGAUUAGCCCUGUGUGCCAGCACUGGACCCAGCCACUGAGGGAAGGAAGGCACCAGGCACCCGGCAGACCGGGGCACAUCUCAGAGCUGGAGCCGACUGCAAAUCCAGGUGCCUUACAUGGGGCUCUGUCCCAUCCGCUGCUGGGGAGGGCUGCUCCGUCCUCACUCCUGCCCCACCGGCAGGCAGGCAACAGCACUGCUCCUGUCCCGUUUCUCACCGUGGCUCCUCUAGCGCACUGUUCCUGUCAAGCUCCAGAAUAACCCCCAUCUGUGACAGAGGCCUGAUCGGGAGAGUUUCUACUAUUUGAUAUUUAUCUAGCAUACAGGAUUUGGUUUCUGGAGCUGCCCAGCGCUCUGCUCAGUAGUGUGUCUUGAAAACGUGUCCCAGGGCAGACUGUCUUGUAUACUCUGGGCUCUUCCUUGCAGUGUUAGCUUUUGUGAGGAGGAAGACCAGCAGGGCAGAGGAGGCAGGCGCUCUGGCUUGAGGGGGCGUGGUGUCCUCUUCCCCUUUGGCUUGCUUUAGUCUCGCUGGAGGCCUUUUUGAGGCCAAGCGCUCGAACUGCCCAGUGGGACAGGGGUUUGCCAUCUUCUGCAGCUGAAGGUCUGGUGUCUGUACCUGAGACUCUGGAUUCUCGUGUCCAGCUACUCAGGAAAUCUAGAGUGGUUAACACCACUCUAGGAUGUUAACCAGGGUGAGUUUGAAAUUUUGUACCUGAAUUGGGAAGAGAAUUGGAAGUCAUGCUUUCUCUGAGUGUCUAAACCAAUCAAAAGUAGAAUCAAAACAGGAAGCCAUGUUAGUAAGGAAUCUGGACUGUUGGUAGCCAUUAUUUGGGUGAUACAAUGGGAGGAAAAAACUGCCUGCUUGGGAGCCCACACUCUUUUUUUCAGAGCUGGCGUCUGAGAGGCAGCUCCUGGAGGGAGCGAUUCCAGCAGCCAGCGGGCCCGCCUGGGACCACGGGGCCUGCUGCCUAUACCCCUUCCUCGCUUGUUUUGCUCUUGUCCCUCUGCCUUGGAACCUCCUGGGAGAGAGCCUUUUCCUGUGAAGCCUUUGGGCCAAGAUGCCCUCCUAGCUUCUCCAAAGACAAUCCUGGUUUACUUUAUUCUGUGUUCUAACGAACAAACAGGAAAUAACAACAUGUGUUAGCUCAAAAUUAUCUUGCAGAGAAAGCAGGUUUCAGGGGCAGAUAGUACUGCCUGAAGACAGCCCCCGUGUUUGGGCCAUCCGAUUCCCAAGUAAGGGCAGUGAUUUGGGAAUGUGGGGGUCUUACCAUUGACUAGUAAUUCUCGAAAUGGCAGAGACUAGGGAAUCUUCAACUUCUUUGUGUACUUGAAGUGGAACUCAUUUGUGGAGUGGAGUUAAUAGGCUGUGCCUAAUGUGCAAAUAGGAUGAGUCUUACCUUAGUGUGUCCUGCCACCCUGGUUAGCUCCCAGGGUAUUCUUUUUCCUCUGUAAAUUCACUUUCUUCUGGUGGUCAUUAUCACCAGGUCUGGGGAAUGGGGACCGUCUGUCCUAAAAAUCAUAGCGCAGACUCCCUGCCAGCGCAUGAGGCUUCCUGACACAGAGGGUGCUCCUGUCCCUGGUGUGGGAGCCAAAUCGUUGAACCAUCAUGUUACAUUCCAUGUUAGUGAACAUCUUGACCACAAGGUGGAUUUACCCCUUGUUUUACAAAGGAUCAUGUAAAGUCAUUGAAGUUGUGAGAGUCUAUUUUUUUCCUGUAAAUCUAUUUUUCUCAGAAUAUAAGAAACAUCAAUGACCUGAUCUGCCCUUCCUCCUCUUUCCCCUUCACCUAAGGUCCUCAUUCGGUUUUUUUUUUUCUGUUUUGCUAAUAGUUUUAUAACCAACAAAUGAAUACAGAGAAUGCCUUGUACAAACAAUAAAGGUAGAAGAUCAAGCUGUUCCUUUAGGCAGUGCUGAAGAUUUCAGUCUCUGGUAUUUGGAAUUUAGGCUGCAGUCCUUAUUUUUGGAUGGAUCACUGAGGGUGUGGUACAGUCCCUGCUUUUAACUAGAUUUGACCAGAUGAAUGGCUGCUUGGCCCAGGUAGAAGUAGAUGAAGUGUUUGGUUUCAUGUGUCACGUAACUACCAAAAUUCCUCCCCACGAUGCAGUGCCAGGUGGGGUUGUACUUCUUGUCACACGCCCCUCUUUUUUUUUCAAAUUAUAACGGAAAGUUUAUUUAGCAUUACAGAGGUAGAAGUAAGCCAGCUGGGUUGUGUGAGCAAAAAAACAAGUUACAGAGACUGAAGCAGGGCGCUUGGAGCUUAGGAGAGAGAAAGGCAAAGGUAGCGUGCUUGGAGGGGGCAGAUGGGGAAAGGGGUGCACAGAUGGUGUGUUGUGGCGCUGUGCGCCUGAAACCUGUGUAAUUUUGUUAUCCAGUGCCACCCAAUUAAUUCAAUAAGGGGAAAAAAAGACAAUAGAAGAGGGGGGAGGGAAAGGUGCGGGUAUGUUCCCAAGAGGGAGAGCGCUUCUCAGACUCCUCUGCGUGGGCCGCAGUACCCUUCUCUGUUCUGUUUCUCCAACUCCUGAGUAGCACAUUCCACAGAGUCCUGUUGCAUCUCCUCCGACAUACCGGCAUUUACACAGUGGAGCAGAGGCUGGCCUACUGCCCAGGUCUCCUGGGAGGGGCUGGCGGGGCUCAGGCCCAGCCCGUCGUGGCUCACCUGUCUCCCUCGUUCCAGUUCUUGUCUUUGUGUCCAAAGUAAACUAGGUGACCUAUUUGUAUAAAACAUUAUUUUGCCACAAGAGACGGAAAUAAAAGAAAGAUUUUCACAGUAUG